CCCAUUCAAAGGCACUUAAAUAUUUUGUCUUGCCCAUUCACCCUCUGAAUGACACGCACACACAAGCCAUGUCUCAAGGCUCAAAAAUCUCCUACCUUUCAGCUGCACUGAUUGAAGUGGAUUUUACAAGUGACAUCAAUAAGUGAUCGUAGCUUUCACCUGGAUUCACCUGGUCCGUUUGUCAUGGAAAGAGCAGGUGUUCCUAAUGUCUACUAUGGUAAUGUCAACUAACUACAUUUACAAAUUACAAUUUAGUCUUUUAGCAGACAUUCUUAUCCAGAGUGACUUACAGUAGAGUUCAUACAUUUUUGUCGUUUUUCGUACCGGUCCCCUGUGGAAUUCGAACCCACAAACCCUGGCGUUGCAAGCGCCGUGCUCUACAACUAAGCCAAACUGGUCCCUGCAAACGGCUCUCUCUCCUCUCAGCUCUAGGCGAAGAUGGCUUUGCGCGUUGUCCUCUGGAAGCUCUGAUCUGGGCUGCGAGGAAGUAAAUGGAGCAGAUCCUCAGUUACCGCCCUGACAUCCUGUGUCUUCAGGAAGGGGACCACUACUACGACACCUUCCAGCCCAUCCUGGCCAGCCUGGGCUAACACAGCACCUUCCUGCCCAAGCCCUGGUCCCCCUGCCUGGAUGUGGCCAGCAACAACGGCCCUAACGUCUGUGCUCUCUUCUACCGCCGCUCAUGAUUCAGCCUCCUCCACACCUCCCACCUGCAUCUCUCAUCCAUGAUGCUGCCUACCAAUCAGGUGGCCGUCGUGCAAACGCUGUGUUGCCGGGCGACAGGCCAGAGGCUGUGCAUGGCCGUGACCCACCUGAGGAACGGCUGGGAGAGGCUGAGGGGUGCCCGGGAGGGGCAGACCUGCUGCAGAGCCUGAAGGCUAUCACCUCGCAGCCGGCUGGCUUAGAGCCAGUCGGUACGAGAGCUGGGGGAGGGAGUGGGACAGUGGGGGUGCCUCUGAUAGUGUCUUUAACGCUGAAGCCCUCGGAGGACAUGUACAGGCUUUUUAUCUCCUCCACCCUGGGUCUGGACUCAGCCUAUAAGCUGCUGUGUGCAGAUGGGCAGACGGAGCCGGUCUUCAUUACCUGGAAGAUCCGUCCCUCAGGGGAGAGCUGCAGUACCCUGGACUACACCUGGUAGUCUCACGGUGCUUUCACUGUGGAUACCCUGCUGGACAUACCCACUGAGGAAGAGCUAGGACCUGACUGCCUGCCCCUCAAACCACUACCCCUCCGACCACCUCUCACUGCUCUGUGAUGUCAGCUUCAGGGAGCAACCCCAUAGGCUGAUGUAGGCUGCCUAUCACAGAGGUAUCAGCCAGUAGAGUCACAGUUCAGAACAAUGAAGGAAAAGUGACUGGAUGGGUUUGUGUUACAAGAGAACUGAAUUCUUAUUUUACUUGACCUGGUGGGGAGAUUAGAUUUUAGACUUGACACCGGGGAGUAGUUGUUUUUUGUAUAUAUUAAAAACCAGCACUUGCAGAAACAUGACUAACUCCAGGGGAAAAAAGUUUCUGGCACAGGUGUGAUGUUAUCCCUCUUGAUUAUUUCUUUAUGUAAAGGGAGAAACUGAAGAAUAGGAUAACAUCAAUCCCGGGGAUAAUUAUGUAACUCUGCUAUUUUCAGUGCUGUGGCAGCUAGAUGGCCAGUGAGUACAGAAUAAAUACAUGUCCUGUGUAUUUAUUUUAGUGUUUGAUACUUUGUGUAGCUAGUUAUGUUAAUAUUCUGUAUCACCUUCGCCCAGGCUGAAUAAAUGCUUGAGCAUCAACAUUCAGUCAAAUGACUUUUGGGAAUAAAUGCUCACACCUCACUUCUAAAGCCUUUUGCUGGCCAUUUAGUCUAUGAAUAGCAACGAUCAGAAACACUGCCAUGUAGUGUUGACCAGGGGUUCUCAAGUGCUGUGUUUAGACACACAGCCCAAU
Oncorhynchus mykiss (rainbow trout) is the source of this 1919-nucleotide messenger RNA. The record is from RefSeq and is a predicted model, not a curated record. Lineage: Eukaryota; Metazoa; Chordata; Actinopteri; Salmoniformes; Salmonidae.